AUGGGCAAGUUCGAAUCCAAGCCUACCGCAUACCAGCGGCCUGAGGUUGGAAUUUUCCCUUUCCUCCCAGCAUCAUGGGUUCCAUACGCCGAACUCAUGCGUCUUGACCGACAAGGCGGCUUCAUCACUUUUUACCUCCCCUGCCUCUUCGGUGUCGCCUACGCUACCUCCAUUGCAUCUGUCCAACCCUCUACCACACUUCUCGUGGACCGUGCCAUCAGAAUCUACCUCUGUUGUGUGCUCGCGCGCGGUGCAUCCUGCACAUGGAAUGACUGCGUAGACCGAGACUUUGACCAGCAGGUUGAGCGAUGUCGUGUGCGGCCCAUCGCCCGUGGCGCGGUCACACCCUUCCAGGCAAAUAUCUGGGCAAUUGCACAAACCAUACUGAUGGUGGCAUUGGUCUACGCAAUGCCGGCUGCAGUGUUCAAGUACCUGGGAGUCAUCAUCAUUAUGUCAAUGGCUUACCCUUUCGCGAAACGCUUCACCUACUAUCCGCAAGCCGUGCUGGGAACAACAUUUGGUGUAGGAUCUCUUUUGUGCGCCCGGUCUGUGCAUGUUCUCCCCAUGGAGGAGGACUUCCUCGCCCCGUCUAUUUGUGUUGUUCUAGUUAAUACGAUGUGGAGUAUGAUCUUUGACACUAUCUACGCGCACCAGGAUGUCGCGGAUGAUGUCCACGUUGGCGUUAAGGGUAUGGCUGUCAAAUACCAGAACUGCACUAAGCUUGUUACCUCCAUUCUGUCUGUUGUGAUGAUUGGCCUGCUCGCUACUCUUGGUGUGUUGACUGAGGUUGGAUCGCUUUACUAUGUCUUUGCUGUUGGUUGCGCAUCUGUUGGUCUGGCUCUUACUAUCUCGUCCGUCAAUCUCAAGGAUGACAAAAAUUGUGCGUGGUGGUUUAGCCAUGGGUACACGAUGGUUGGUAUGAGUAUCCUUGCGGGAUUCUUGGCGGACUCGCUGGCAAAGACUGUGCCUGCUUCUGAGUUCAUGAACAUGGCCAACAACUCGAGCUGGAUUCACACUGAGCUGUGA
Messenger RNA from Penicillium odoratum, 1026 nucleotides. RefSeq names its product 4-hydroxybenzoate octaprenyltransferase. Lineage: Eukaryota; Fungi; Ascomycota; Eurotiomycetes; Eurotiales; Aspergillaceae. Gene Ontology annotation, cellular component: mitochondrial inner membrane. The coding region runs from base 1 to 1026 and encodes 341 amino acids. Gene Ontology annotation, biological process: ubiquinone biosynthetic process. The record is from RefSeq and is a predicted model, not a curated record. The transcript has a single exon. Gene Ontology annotation, molecular function: 4-hydroxybenzoate polyprenyltransferase activity.